Messenger RNA from Argiope bruennichi, 619 nucleotides. RefSeq lists its product as uncharacterized. NCBI's taxonomy places the organism in Eukaryota, Metazoa, Arthropoda, Arachnida, Araneae, Araneidae. The record is from RefSeq and is a predicted model, not a curated record. Bases 17 to 511 code for a protein of 164 amino acids. The transcript has 6 exons.
ACUAACAUAGUUUGAAAUGAGGAAAAUAUUAAGCAUUGCAUCGUUGUUAUUUUUUAUAACACUACAUGGAUACUGCCUUCCUUUCCAAGACUUCAACAAUAAAGAAUGGAUGACUUGCUACUUUCACUACUUGUGCGAUUUAAAUGAUACCCAGAAAAUGUAUCAAGUACUUGAAGGAAGUGGAGACCAGGUUAUGAAGAAGUUUGGAGAUCUCAUGCAUGAAGUUUUCGAUCUUGAAGGUCCCACCUCUUUAGAACAAUUCGUAGCAUACAAAAUGGUCGCAUGUAGCCAUACAGAAGACAAAAGACAAGCCUUAUUCAACGAGUUUAUCUCAUCAGUUCUGGAAUACAGUUUGGUAUCAUGUGUAAAUCGUUUCUCAAAAGUUUGCAGGGAAAUAGACGAGGGAGUAAUGAGGAGUUCUGCUUAUCUUAAAAAAAUCACGGAGAGUGAAGAAUGCGAAAAGAAGGAAGACGCAGUAAAAAAGCCUGCAGUACGGAAUAUUUUUGGAUGAUCACUUUCACAUCAGCCAAAAUCAGUUAUUUACGAAUUGUAUGGAUUGCGCGAAUUGUAUGGAUUGUGCGAAUUGCAUUCACAAUACCAAUAAAAGCAAAGAAAUAAA